GCUCCAUACUCUCGUGAAAACAGGUGCAUGCGGGAAAUAACGGCGCAAGCGCCCGGCGACAGGAGAGGCAUCGAUGCCAACGGAAAUCCUGGGAUCGACCAGGAAUCGAGCGAAACUGCGGGGAAAGAGACCCUGGCGCAUGGGCUAAGAGCCCGCGUUGUAGAUGCCCUCAUUCGCCAAUCUUUCUCCCCUCGCCGACGUACGCCGUCCGGCGCCGCUCAUGGCAGCGUACCACCUCAGCGCGCAGCUCCACGGCCACGGUGGCGAUGUUUCUAGGAUAUGUAUCUGUGGUGAUGUGGGUGUUGCAACCUCAUCAAGCGAUGGAACCGUGAGAUUCUGGACGCAGCACCCGGAAAAGAAGUGCGAAUAUGUCCUCUCGAAAACCCUUGCAGGACAUUUUAGUUUUGUUGGUGCAAUGGUUUGGGCCCCUCCUUCUGAUCGCUUUCCGGAAGGAGCAAUUGUUUCUGGUGGCAUGGAUACACUAGUAUUGCUGUGGAAUUUGCAUACAGGAGAAGUUGUUGGAACAAUGAAGGGUCACACCUCACAGGUGACUGGUCUUGCUAUCGAUGACAACGGUGACAUGAUAUCUUCAUCGAUGGAUUGUACUUUGAGAAGGUGGAGAGAUGGCAAUGCUGUAGAGAUCUUGGUGGCCCAUGAAGCCGCAGUGCAAACUGUUCUUAAGCUGCCCUCGGGAGAACUAUUUACGGGUUCAAGUGAUUCCACCAUCAAACUUUGGAAAGGAAGGAUUUGUCUACAUACAUUCUCUGGGCAUGCAGACACUGUUUGUUGUUUAGCACAGAUGCCAGGAAUGGGUAUACUCUCUGCAUCACAUGAUGCAACUAUAAAGUUAUGGGCAUUAACUGGCCAACCCCUGUUGGAGAUGAUUGGCCAUACCUCUCUUGUAUAUUCUGUGGAUGCUCAUUCAUCUGGUCUUAUUGCUAGUGGCAGUCGAGAUCGCUCGGUCAAGAUAUGGAAAGAUGGAAUCUGUGUUCAGAGCAUUGAACACCCAGGCCGUAUAUGGGAUGCUAAAUUUUUGGAUAAUGGCGAUGUUGUAACUGCAUGUUGUGAUGGAAUUGUGAGGAUAUGGACAACUGGCAAUAAUAGGCCCUGCCGUGAUGAGGAACUUGCAGCAUAUAGAAAGACUGUUGGUGGACUGAAGCUGAUGGAUCCAUCAGGAGCUGCGGGAAUGACACAACAAGGAAUCGUUGCACAAACGCUAAUUGUUAGAGAGGGACACACCGGUGUUGCUUAUUCAUGGAAUUCAAAAGAGCUAAAAUGGGACAAAGGCUAUCCUCCAACCACUGUGAGUAAAAAUCAGUACCCUACCUCUUGGAGGGCCGCGCAGCCCUGCGACAGCAUCCCAGAGGAUAUCAUCAUCUGGGAGAUAAUCCCCCGCCUGCCAGCGAAGGCCUUUGCCCGCUGCCGCGCCAUCUGCCGCUUGUGGCGCCAUGUCCUCACCUCCAACAGUGACCUCCUCCUCAAGCACCACUGCGCCCAGCCCUCCCACCCCAUUGCCUCUUGCAUGGAGCGCUCCGACCGCAUGCUCUACGAUCUCUGCGCCUUCGACCCGUGGGCCAGCGUGCUCUCACCCUUUGCUCAGCUCUGGGACCCCUGCCUCAUGGUCAGGGCCUCCUGCGACGGCCUCCUCGUCCUCUCUAGGCCACGGUGCUUCUACGUCUGCAACCCGACCACCAGGGAAUGGCUUUCCAAGUGCUUCCUUCCGCACUUCCUGGGGUUCUAUCCCCACCGCUCUUCCGGAGAGUGCAGGGUACUUUGCAGGAGCAGCCCGUCCCUGGACCCUCAUUCGGAUGACAAACCUUCCUACUACAUCUUCACGUUGGGUUCUUCGGAGCAGAGGUGCAUCGGCCGGCCAGCGGCGUCGGCGUCCGAAGAUGACGCACUGGCGGAGGGCAGUGUCAAUACAACAUCCUACCGCCCGUCGGUCCUGUUCCAGGAAGACCUGCACUUCUACCCUGUGAAGAAACAUGGCAGCAACAUGCUGAUGGUAUUCAAUACCACUGCCGAGUCAUUCCGUUGGAUGUCUGCUCCGGCUACCCCUGAGUCGGCCACUUUGUUUGAGAUGGAUGGCAAGCUCGUCCUCUACUACAUCGAUGAGGACAUCACCAUGAUUGAUAUUUGUGUGCUACAGGACUAUGAUAAUGAGGUCUGGGAGUUCAAGUACAAGAUCAAGCUUCCAGUGGCAGACCUUCGUCUGUCAGCUCGAUCACGUGGUUAUAUAUCGCCGGUCUUGUAUGAGAAGGGUGGUGUGCUCAUCUCAAUGCAUAGCCGUCUUGUUCAAGUUGACACUCUGGGAAGUGUGAGGUCAGAUAUUAUAUGGAGUGGCUCGAAUCUGUCGAUUACGCCGUAUAAGCUCAAACAAAGCCUGGUUCGUCACACAUUCUUUCCGAGUCAACCUGGUGGCGCUUCCUCAGGGGGACCUUUCAUCUGAUGACUGGUUGGUGAGAAGGUGCUUCUUAUUCUUAUUGACAUUAGUGUUACAAUGCCUUGGAGCUUUUCUGGCAUGACCUCAUUGUUGUUUACAAACAAUUCUGAUCUUCCUUGUAACAAUACCCUUGGAGCUUUUCUGGCAUGACCUCAUUAUUGACAUUAGUGCUAAAUAUUUAUGUCUUGUUGUC
Molecule: messenger RNA, 2636 nt
Organism: Triticum dicoccoides
Lineage: Eukaryota; Viridiplantae; Streptophyta; Magnoliopsida; Poales; Poaceae
Exons: 10
Coding region: 164-2449 (761 amino acids)
Biological process (GO): proteasome-mediated ubiquitin-dependent protein catabolic process; ubiquitin recycling
Cellular component (GO): cytoplasm; nucleus
Molecular function (GO): ubiquitin binding
Source: RefSeq, a predicted model, not a curated record